This is a messenger RNA of Colletotrichum gloeosporioides, 1455 nucleotides long. RefSeq names its product Vegetative incompatibility protein HET-E-1. The transcript is spliced from 3 exons. Bases 1 to 1455 code for a protein of 484 amino acids. The record is from RefSeq and is a predicted model, not a curated record. Lineage: Eukaryota; Fungi; Ascomycota; Sordariomycetes; Glomerellales; Glomerellaceae.
AUGAGAGUAAUCGACACGGAAACGCUCAAACUUGUUGAAUUUCAUGAUCUACCACCAGACCCAUAUGUGACACUUUCACACACAUGGGGCGAGGAUGAAGUCACAUUCCAGGAUAUGACUGCACUGAGCAAUGAGGAAACCAGCUUGCGAAACAGAAGUAUUAUCGAAUCCAAGCAUGGUUUUGAGAAGAUCAAGUCGACUUGCGCGAAGGCGAAGAACGACGGAUUCUCUUGGGCAUGGGCCGACACAUGCUGCAUCGACAAAACGAGUAGCGCGGAGCUUUCCGAGUCUAUCAACUCCAUGUUCCGCUGGUACAGGGGGUCUGCAAUAUGUUACGCGUAUCUGGCCGACAUACCCACAGCCGACCAAGUUGUUGAUAUCUGGAACGAAGACAAGUUUGACCCCGCAGGACUCUUCAGCAAUUGCCGGUGGUUCACUCGAGGCUGGACACUCCAGGAACUCCUGGCUCCUGACGUGGUCGAAUUCUACGCCGCAGACUGGAACGAGAUUGGCACCAAAUCGUCCCUUGCGGCGCGCAUCGCGGAUAUCACAAAAAUCGACAUUGACGUUCUGGAAGGGCACAAGUCUAUCCACAGGCGCUGCGCGGCAGAGCGAUUAUCGUGGGCUGCCUCAAGACAAACGACUCGUGCGGAAGACGUGGCGUAUUCGCUGCUCGGUAUCAUGGACGUGAACAUGCCCUUGCUAUACGGAGAGGGCAAGCGCGCUUUUAUUCGACUGCAGGAAGCCAUGUUGAAGGAAAGAGAGGACUACUCUCUUCUGCUUCCAAACCUUGCGAUUCAACUUACUUCGAGACUCAAGGAAUACGGCCCGCUUCGUAGCGAUACUGUCGUCUCACUCGGGCCAGACUCGGAACGGUCACCGCCGCUGGCAGAGGAUCCAAGCAAUUUCUUCGUGGAGGACCCGAAUAUCUGGUCCUAUGCGAUGAUCAAUAACUGGUCAGCUGCAGAAUCCGCCAUGGGCAUCGAGAACCAUCACGCGCCGUAUCUCACCCCAAGAGGCCUGCAAAUCUGUCUACCGCCAGCUGUGGAUGGUUCUACCCGGGUCAUGUCCAAGCGUUUCGAUACUUACUGCAGAACGAUGAACUUCUGCAUCGUAAUAGGACUAAGCGGUAGUCCAGUCGGGAGGAACUAUGUCCGCACGCGCGCGUUUGACCUGGUUCCACGCGACGGAGUAACGAGACGGGAAAAGUUCGUCCACAGGUUUCAGAGCAUUUGCAUUAUCCAUCUGUCUAAAAGAAAUCUUACACGCCGGAGUACUCACAGCGCAAUCACUGGACCACAAUACGCCUCGCUCUGGUGGACGAUCGACACUGCCUCUCUCUCACCGAUUAUGGACGUGGAGUGGUUGGAGAAGCCAUAUGACGCCUUGGCCAUUGGACCCGAACUCUGGCACAGGGUUCUUGCUCUGGGAUGGUGCACGCGGGCUCCGGUGUAG